Molecule: messenger RNA, 825 nt
Organism: Oryza brachyantha (malo sina)
Lineage: Eukaryota; Viridiplantae; Streptophyta; Magnoliopsida; Poales; Poaceae
Exons: 1
Coding region: 15-650 (211 amino acids)
Source: RefSeq, a predicted model, not a curated record
AGGUGCAUGCCUCCAUGGCCAUGGGUCACCUCCUCCAUGUCAAGCCCUUCUCUUCUCCUCCUCCUCCUCACUCCGGUGACCUCAAGAUCGUCAAGAUCAAGCACCUCCUCCACGCCUUCGUCCUCAAGCACGGCGGCCGCCUCGCCGCCGUCGCACUCGGCGGCGCAAAGGCGCUGCUCCUCGAUAUUGCCCGGGGCAGCGUCAGGCUGAGGAACAAGAUCAGGAGGAGGACGACGACCAAGAAACCAUGGUGCGGCGGCGGCGACGGCGACGGCGAGAUGAUGGCAAUGCACCUCAAGCUGCUGCUUCCCGCUGCCGCCGUGACGCGGCCGUCGUCGGAGACCGUGGCCGGCGGUGAGAAGUUCGACCCCGAGCUUGCGUACUACGACUCGUCGUGGAACACGAUGAUCCCCGCGGAGCGGCAGCUGCUGCGGCCGAUCAGCGGCUACCUCAGCUGGCCUGAGAAGGAGGAGGAGGAGGACAACAACGAUCAGGGACAGCGAGAGGACGACGACGACGAGGAGGAGGAUGGACAGAACGAGAUCGACAAGCUUGCAGACAAUUUCAUAGCCAGAUGCCAUGAGAGGUUCAUGCUGGAGAAGCAGGAGUCCUACAGGAGGUUCCAUGAGAUGCUGGCCAGGAGCUUGUAGCCACGGCUCAAAUUCUUUCAUCUGGUGGUUUAAUUUUUUAUUCAUUAGGAGUAAUUCUUUUGGUUUACAUUUUGUUCAUGUGGGAGUAGCUGAUUAAUUAUGGGUUACCUGUCAGAGCUCAUGAAUUCAGUGGCUGGUGAGGUUGAUCACUGUGAUGUUAAUUUAUUUCCUUCAA